Lathyrus oleraceus (garden pea) is the source of this 631-nucleotide messenger RNA. RefSeq lists its product as uncharacterized. The record is from RefSeq and is a predicted model, not a curated record. The coding region runs from base 114 to 542 and encodes 142 amino acids. NCBI's taxonomy places the organism in Eukaryota, Viridiplantae, Streptophyta, Magnoliopsida, Fabales, Fabaceae. The transcript has 2 exons.
GUGGUAAGCAUAAAUGUGAGAUUCGGAGAGGAUAAGGAAGAGGUGAAGGCCGUUCCAUCACGGUUUCACUUCACCAAAACAAGAACCAAAUUCCAACCUUCAUCACCAUUCAAAUGGAUAUUCACAAACACAUUUCAAUACCAAGUUUUACAUCUCAUCGUUUCACUUCAAGAAACCAAACCUUAUCAUCUCCUUCUUUCUCUUCCUAUUUCCCCAACAAGUUUGUCUGUUCCAAAAGAGACGAAUCUCAGAGAAACAGCGAUAACAAGGGUGAUAAGUCUUCAACGGAUUGGGACAAAGCAUGGUCAAAGUUCAAGAAGCAAGGGAAGAAAACUCUAUUUUCAAAUUUUUCUGCUGAUAAGUAUGUGAGUUGGAAUCCUAGGCGUUCAGAUUUCCCACUUUCUGAGGAGGUUGAUCCUAUAAAGAGAACAGAAAGAUCAAACCUCAAGUUCUGGAAUAGUCCUACUUUUACUCUAGGUGGUGCACUUAUUAUUCUCAUUUUUCUUUUGUUGUAUACCCUUCAGGCACCGAUCAACAAGUAAUUCAUUCAACUAUACAAUUUGAAUGUGUGAAAUAUUUGUCUCACACAAAAUGCAUAUUUGUAAUUGAUGUCUUCUCCCGUUUCUGUUUU